AUGACGAGGAAUCUAGUUUGUUGUAGCGUGGCAGUUGUGGCGUCACGAUGUCGUCAUGUCUCUUCGCACUUGUUUGUCUUUUUUUUCUGCGGUGCAUGGUUGAGAUGUUGGUGAAUGCUGGACAAGAAAUGGAUUCUGCGAGAGACUGUAAGUACAAAUUUAGUAUUAAUUUGGUAAAGAAAAAGCCUGAAUAUCGAACAAAUCCCGUGAAUUAUCCUUUUGGCAUUCAGUUUAUCUUGCUGUUGAGCAUGCCUAAGAACUCCGGCAUAAGUGGUUGUCAACUUGUUCACUUCGGAUUGUUUCUGUUUGUAUGUCUUGUAAUCUUCUUCUGCUGCUAAGAAGACUAGAGAAAACUUCAAAAAUAAGAAACCAAAGCUAAAAAAAGUCAGUUCUAAUUUUAUAGCUCGAGUAUAAUUAUUUUUGGCACCUACGGUCAUAUUUUUCCACUGUACUGGUAAAGUUACUUAUUUUUGCUGCAUAGUUUGACUGUUGUUUGAAAGACAAUCAAACGGAUAUUACAAUCACUUUUGGAGACAAAAUAAAAUAUCCGUAAAUCAAAUGCCAAAAUCAGAUUUGGAUUUCGCUUUAAAAAAAUGAACAUGCUGCGCGUGUCAAUGCAAAGUUGUAAACAACUCAAUAUAAGCAGUCUGUGAAUGUGCGUUUAGGUCCACAAAACUAAUUUUUCUUUUGGACAUCUCAUCCAAGCAAAGACUUAAGGCUUACAUUGCUUGUCUACGAGUGUACUACAAAAUGCUUUGCUACAGUAAGCCUCUGAGAGGCGAUUCUGGUAAAUUUAUAGGACGCUAAAAUGCAAAUAAUUCUAAGCUUAAACAACCUGGCUGGGUCCGACUUUUGAAUUACAAAAUGUUCAGGUUUGCCGGCUCUACUUUAAAUGAACAUGGUUUUUGAAAUGAUUUUGUAAUAUUUUAACCCGAAAAUUAUGAUUGGGUUAUAAAGCUUUUAAAACGGACGAAAACUAAGCUAAUAAACAUGUUCAAUGUAAAAAACUAAGAUUUAGUCGCUUUUUCAACUUUGCUUUGUGGGCCGAAAAAUUUACCUUUACGCAAAAACAAAAGCAAAUAAUGAGGCUUUUAUUGGACAUAUUUUCUGAGAAUUUUAUCUGAUCAAUUUAAUGUCACUAGCAUUGUUUUCGUAUAGGAAUUUUCCUAAUUAAAUGAGCUUUUAAUUUAAUAAUUUUGAUACUCUAUAAACUUCUCAUUUGAUAGCCUCACUUUUUUAUACACCGAUUGAGAAACAAAUUCGCUCUCGUUAAAUCCUAUUUUAUGACCUAUUUAUUAGAACUCUAGGUAACAUACGAAAUGAUGUAACCGGACAGGCUUUAACCUUUGGUCCUAAUUUAUUUUUUCUUCGCAACCCCUAAUCAGUUGACGGGCCGUGAAAGAAUAUCGCCACAAAAAGAUGCGAAAAAGUUUUCGCUGAGUUUCCUUUACAUAUUCCGGCUUUAUAUGGGUCUACACCCCAAUUGCCUGCUUAAAAAUGAAACUGUUGUUCAAUUAAGUGUCAGUCAAACUCGGUAUAAUCUUGACUUGCAAAUCCAAAUGCAAAGGUUUAUUUCGCAGUAGAAAAGCGUGUAAACAUCAUCGAACAGCGCAAUGUAAAUUGGCUAAUGUGAAACCACGUUUCUUUCACUUUAUUUACCAUGUAUUUAUCUCAAUUGCACACUCUUGUGAAAUUAGCCUCAGACAAUUAGUUGCGACCUUUAACAGACUCAACAAGCCAGUAUGAAAAUAUGUUAAGAGAAGCUGAGCUCUACAUGUUCUAUUUCUUUUUUUCAUAUUGCCCUUGCAUGUGUUAAGAUUCCAUUUCUUUUUUGUUACAGGUAACUUCCAGACAUGACGAGGAGAUAAUUACUUUUCUAGAGAGCAAUCCUUUGAUACCGUCAGUUAUUACUGACUUACUUUGAGUUAAAAACGAAGAACACAGACACUGGUAAUGACAAAAAAACAUUAAUCCCUGGCAAGCCUACAAAACAAGAAAGAGGAACUCAGACUCCUUAUCAAAAUGUGAAACAAGAUAAAAAGAGCUUUUCUAACGUAGGGAAAAUUGCGUUCGAGAGAUUUGUAAUUGCAACGUUAUAUUCAAGCACAUUGCAUUGUCAAACAUCAUAAUUUACUGAAUAAUGAACAGUGAUUUUGGGGCUUAGCUCAGUUUGUAAUGAACUUUGAAAGAUAUUCUAUAACCUUGUAUUUUUAAAAGCUUUCAUGGAACAUAGAUGCAUUUUAUUAUACAAUGAAAAUAGUCUCUGUCUCUCUUUUUACUGAUUUCAGUCAAUUCCAUUUUAUUCGCAAUGUGAAAUGGGAAUCCUAUUAAAGACUCAUUAAAAGGGGUGAGGAGUUUUUACAAUCCCCCAACAGGUCAUCUCCACGAUGACGCUGUUUUAUUACUUCGGCAGAAUCCCUCAGGGUUUUACUUUCUUGUGAAAAUUAGAGCUUUUGUUAUUUAAACUUCGCUGGGACAACCAAAUCUAUGAAAAUGAAAGGAAUAGCAAUGACGUCAUCGUGUAACCGUACAUCAAAAGAUAAGCAGUGUGAUCUGUUUUUUUUUUUUUUUUAGCCACGCUUAAAAUAUCUGUAGAUUCAAGGAAUUAUAACCUGUGCGUUGAGAGCAUGCCAGAGACCGAUUUUGGCAUGCCCGGCAUGACCCAGAUUAUGGCACGCCCGGCAUUCCAGAGAAUUUAGCAUGCCGGGCAUGUCAGAAAAUUUGGCAUGCCCGGCAUGCCGGAGAUUUUGCUGGGUAUGAAUUACUUAUUACUAGAACCUAGGCUUCUCGCGGCCUGGGUGAGAAGGUCACAGAACCUCAAAUUAUGCUUACAGGGCAUGCGAAAUUCUGUUGCAUGCCAAUUUCAAUGCAAAACCACUCUGGGGCCACCCCCUCUAUUACCAGUGAGCAAAUCAUUGACGAUAGGCAUGGGAAAAAUCCUUGCAUGCUAACCAACACUGAAAACGUAACAGAAAUGUCCUCAAUUGCUGAGUCAUGCCCUAGGGGAGGCUUUAAAGUACAGAAUUUCCUGACAUGGAUGAGGGAAUUUUCCGUAAACAGCAUGUGAUCAUGCCGGCUAGGACGUAUUGCCUCCGUAUUGCCCCUUUUUACAGCUAGCUAGGCUCAUUUUUAGGUUCCAUGGCCUGAAAUGACGAAAAAUUCAUGCCCUAAAUGUAAAAAGUCUAAAAACGUCCUCGAAAUUUUAGUUUCCAAGCCGUUUAGUUUAGAAGCUUGUUUCUCUGUUUUACCAGUGCCCAGUCCCCGCCGUGUAGCACCCCAUCCAAAAUGCUUGCAAAUUAAAAUGGCGGCCAAAAUUUUUCAUCCGAGAAUGUUGUGAGGGCUAGAAAGUAAAAAUCUAUGAUUCUUUCUGAACACGCUUUAAAAGGAAAUGGCGAUAAACUUGUUAAAGGGUUUGUUAGCAUUCUUGAAUCUGCGACCUCUUGGUUAGACAUUCGUGAAUAUUUUGUAUGAGGCUGGCAGUCGAGAGUCUGACGGGGGUGCGAGGAGUUUCAUAGUUUCUGUAACGUAGCCGGUAAGUUACUCAUUUGCUCGUCAUGUCAGUUGUAAAGUUAAGUAUUUUGGGAUAGUAGCGAACGUUGAAGUGAGGAUUCGAGGGGGAGACAAUGUUCUUUCGUUUUCGCAGCACUGUCGCUCCAUGAGCCCAACCAGUUAUCAGCUGUGGAUCAUUGUGGAUCACGAACACAAUCGAUGAAAUGUUGUCACGAGAAGACAAUUAGCUUCAAAUCGCCCUAAACAAUAAACUCAACAGAAUCGUUUUUAGCAGAUAAACUUCCUGUUGUAGUUCACUACUUUUUCUAACGAGGUGAAUGAAGCAAAGAGGUGAACAAACUGAAUUACAAUUGAGGUCAUAAUUUGCCCCAGCAAAGAGGGCGAGUGAAACAUAAGCGAUUUGCUUACCGAGGUGGGUAAACUGAAUUAAGGUUUUCCUGUUCAUUUAAAAUACUUGUUUGCAUUGAUCUCAUGAAGUCAAAAAGUGAUUACAACAGAAACAAAUAUGUACAAUUCCGUGACAAUUCACUAAAUCAAAGAUGCGUUCUGAAACCUUUCUUUUAAUUAUUAUUCAUUCAAAAUAUUUCCCCGAUUCUGAUUGGCUAAAAGCACACGUUUAAUUCACCAUAACCAGUUACUGAUGACCAAAUUUGGAAGAAAUUUGACUUUAACGAGGAAAUGACGUCAAAAAUGCAGCGUUUUCGCAGGUUAAGGCACCGUUAACCGAGAAGACCUGGGGACGAGGUUGAGUUGGUUUGGUUGUGAACUUGAAAAAAUGGCGGACAUUUCACUCGUUUCAAGAGUAAGAACUAGGCGAAAAAAUAGCUAAAAACAUGGCAAGAACAGCAAGAAGACAACUCAAAGGGCGCCAUCUGCCAUUUGGAGAAUAUUUGCCGAGCUGGACAAACCUAAACGUACACUAUCGAAGAUGAACUGAACAUCGAUGGAUCGAUGGAGGUAAGCAUGGUUUAGCUAUGUUUUUUAACUAGGAAUUAUUUUGAAUGAAUAAUAAAACAGUUAUUGAAUUCGGCUUUCGUAUCAUAUGAAGAAUUAUGGAGAUCUCGGAGGGUGUUAUCCGCCUCGGCCUACGGCCUCGACGGAUAACACUCUCCUCGAUCUCCAUAAUUCUUCAUAAGAUACUCAGCCUCAUUCAUUAACUGUUAAAUAUGUCUUUAUUGUGUAUUUGUCAAUAACUAUCCAAACUGAUUUUUGAGUAUGCAUUUUAUAUACAAUAGGUUACUACCGUUCCAAGCCCUUGAUCUUUCUACAUGGGGCCGCACUUCACUUCCAAUAUGGAACCUCUAGUUUAUUGACUAAAAAAGACAUAGAUUUAGCAAAGGCUAAAAGCAAAGCUCUCGAGGGAUCUUUGAAGAAAUGUCUUCCUCAAAUAAUUCAACUUUCGCCAUAACAAAAAGCAAACUUGAUUCCUUCUGAAAACUGGACCUGAGCCUGCUAUCAAUUGAAAUCAAAUGUUUGGUCAGCGAAGAACUUCAAAAAAAACAUGUCACCACUGUGAGAAUGUGUACCUGAGCCCGCGAUACGGUCAUGUGGCACUGAUUAGCAGAUACCCUAUUUUGACAGCUGUCAACUGACCAUAACCUGGAUGUCCAAUAUAAACGGUUAGAUACAGAUUGUAUAUGCCCUUAUUGAAGUCCAAUCCAGCCAAGCUUAGAGACGGAUGUACCUACUGACGACUUUUUUGCUCACCAACUUGGAUCAGAACCAUAGGGAAUUCGUGUGUGUGCUUCUUCUUGAAUGCAUAGCUAACCAAAUUUUACUACCCAUGAUGCUUUGCUGCGCGCGCUUUGCGCGGGAGAGAAGUAAAAUAAAUUACAAUUUUGCUAUACGUAAUGCAUUUGUAAAGUAGUAUUUAGGGUUUAGGCCAAGUUUUCCUACUAUAUUUCCCAUAUUUGGAAAACUACAUAUGGUCCAAAGGGCCGAAACUUUCCGAUCCCGAAAAGACUGAAAAUGAAAAGAAAUUACGUGUCUGCCGGAAUAGAUUUCACUCAAAGUAAGCGAUUUUAACAAGCCUUAAUUGCUGGCAGGCAGAAUACUGAGCCUUCUUACGAUCGGAACUUGUAAUGUUAAGCCUGUUCCUCGUUUACACCACCACUGACCCUGACUUCAAAAACCAAACAUUUUUAAAUUCUUAAAAAUUUCUUUUACGAGGAGGGUUUCAAGACGUUACGUACUUUACUUUACUUUACUAUAUCUUUUCCUACUCAUUUCUUGAGAAAAGGAAGGAUUCAGAGGGGGAACCACUGAAAUUUGCUUGGAAAAUGAAGACAUGGGGGUGGGGGGAUCGCGAAAGUCAUCAAAUGUUAUUUGGGGGAUCACUUCAGUGAAGUAACAUUCAAAGGGGGGAUCGGCUGAAUUUCACCUUAUUUAGCCCCAAAUCCUCCGAUCCCCCCAGGCGAUAAAUAAUAACCGGUCCCUUAGCGACAAUGAGUUUUUAAAAGGAUUUUGUUGCAAGUGGAACUUUUACAACAAUUUUUGGUACUUUGUGCCGCGAAUGACACACCACAGGAAAAUGCAAGAAGACAUCCAAAAUGCAAGUCCUUAACGCGCUAAUCGUGCAAAAACAGUUGAACUUAAACUCGCACUACAGUUCUCUGAACUAAUGUAUUUUCUUUGUAUAGCAUGUCCCGAACCUCUCGGGAUGGAGAGCAGAAAAAUAACCGAUGGCCAGAUCACAGCUUCAACCGAAUUCAACGCUGCACACGGUGCCACCAAUGGCAGACUUAAUUUCAAGGCUGGAGACGGUAAGACUGGCGCAUGGUCCGCCCUCAGAAAUGACGUUCAUCAGUGGCUACAAGUGGAUCUUGGAGCUGAAACCGAGGUGACAGGAGUACAGAUCCAGGGACGACAAGAUGCCGAUCAAUGGGUUACGAGUUUUACUAUCUCCUACAGCAGCGACGGCACCACCUAUACAUCUUAUCAGAACAGCGAGGUAUGGAAAACAAUGAAAAUCGUAGCAAGAGAAACUCAAGCUGAUGACUAAUUAAAUCUCGACUCACUAACAUGAAAUUGUCUCAAAUCUCAGCAUUAAAAACUUAGCAACACUGUUACCCUCCACAAGUAACUUACUAGUUUAACCUUAACACUUCAUUUACCAGCUCAAGGUCUUCGAUGGAAACACGGACCGCAACACCGUGGUUUUGAAGGGUUUGCACCCUUCCAUAAAUGCACGCUACAUUCGGGUGCAUCCAAAGACGUGGAGUGGCCAUAUUUCUAUGAGGAUGGAACUAAUGGGAUGUCCGUCAGGUAUUACAGUGACAAUCUUGUUCGUUUUCUUCUUAAUUAACAAACAAGUUCCCAGUUACUUUCACCACAGCGGUAGACAGUAUACUCGCAUAGUUUUUCAACUGCAGUUCACUUCUCCUAUUAUUACAUAAUCACAGGGCCAAAUAAUUUCUUUUAGAAUCAUGUAAUCAAUUUUAUAGAAUAACCUAUAACCUUUUAUAGAAUAAUGCGUUUAAACUCAGAAUCAUGCUUAGGAAAUACGUGGGCUGGGAAAAUAAAAAAAAGAAUCUACUUUUAAACAAAUAUAAUUUUACAAACAACGCUUUAGCGAGUGCAGCCAGCGGUUGCACUUCCCUGCCACUUCUUUUAUUGGGAAGCAAGACAGUAGUUCCACAUCCCAGGAAUCUCACGAAGGAAUGAGACCUAGUCCAGUAUAAUACCAUCAGAUAAAACAUUAAUCUUAAAGAUACUUAUAUAGAUGUAGAGAAAUAAAAUAAUGAUCUGCUUGAUGUACGUUCUAGUCGUGCUAAAUAUAUAGAGAGCAUAAGGAAUAAUCGAAUGAGCUAAACAAAGGUUCCAGUCAGAACAAAGGGGGCGGGGAGGGGGGGCGGUGAGAGGGAAAAAAAACGCUGUUGUGAAUGAACCGAAGCCCUAAGAGAACUGUGCAUGAUGAGCAUGUGAUAUUAAUAUGAAUGGAACCUUUGUAGAGUCUAGUAUAUAUAUCAUGUUACCGGUUACGGUGGACUUUGCCAGAGGAGAAGGAUACAUUGUAAUCGCACAACUAGUUACUGUUUAUUGUUCUUUCUUGUACUUUGAACUAGUAUCUACCAUUACUUAGUACAAAAGCCUAUCCAAAUGUUGAACGUGUUGUGACAAAAUAACAGAGAUAUGAUUGAUGCUAAUAGGUCAAUAUGUGUGUUUCAAAGGGCAUAUAUGUAAUUUUCAGGUUUAUUAACAUCAGUUUAUGCUACCAUAAACUUGAACUUAAUAAAUUGUAGUAUUAAGGCAAUUAUGGCAGGUACAUACUCCUUUAAGCGAUUUCUUAAAAAAAACUCCUGGUACAGAGAAACACAAAGAUAAAUAAAAAUCGUACUGGCUUCAUUACGUUGCCAUGGCGACUCCGAUUGUAAUAAAACCAGGAUCGUAAGAAAUUUUCAUCUUUACAUAAUACAGUUGUGGUAACCUUUUCCCCAUAUCUUUACUCAUGCCGACGUACUUAAUGCUCAAACUUGGGAGGUAUUCCCCCCCCUAAAAAAUCCAGUCGAACCACCUUAAAAGUUAAUUGCUUUAAUUAUAAGUUAAAAACGGAGGCUUCGCUUUUAGCCCUGGCUAAUUCUAUUUAGUAAAAUCCAACUAGUGGUCUAUUAUCAAUGCUGCGUUCUGAUUGGUCAAGCUACUACAAGGCUAUAUGUUAUAGCUUACUGGUAGUGAAAAGCGCCGGCUUUUGGGCGGCAAAAAAAGGAUUAAAGUCUAGUUUUAACCAGUUGUUUUGUCUCGAUAUUUUUGACCAACUAGUCAAAAGCCCAUUCGGCCUUCAACUUCAUGGACUAUUGCCGCAUGCAGUAAUAAUUUUAAUUUUAUUUAGACAAAAGUGAAGCUUUGUUCACUAUCAAUCUCAUUUAUCUUCAGAAAUAUCACAAAGCAGCACCGGUUUAGCUUUUUCUGGUGGUGGCAUCAGAUCAGCAGCUUUCUGCUCCGGAGUCCUAAGCAGACUACUAGAGAGCGAAGUUAAAGUGGAUUAUUUGAGUUGUGUAUCAGGGAGUGGUUACACGGGCACAGCUUACUUGGACUGGAAAUAUCGCGAAGAAAGUAAAGACAAAGGGAGGAGACAAGGAGAAGGCGAGGGAGGCUGGCACAAGGAGUUCUUUGAACAUAUGAAACAAAGAUCGGGAUACAUUUGUGACUGUACUAGCUGUUCUGGAAGAUGCUGCAACGACGCAUUCUGCUUCGCCGGUUUUAUCAUAAUUCACCUCAUUCUGCCAGUAAUUUCAUGGGCAUUUUAUGCUUUUCCUGUGGCCAUUACCAUCGAUAUUAUCUUCGGAAAAUUAAUGCGACAGUCGCAAGACUGUGAUGCUGCUUUAGAAAGGCAAAGAGAAGAGAAAGGGACCACAGAGCAUGACAAUGCUCUCAUUAUCCGUUGUCUAAGCGGAGGUGGCAAACGCGAUAUCGCUAGGCUGUUUAUUUCCCUGUUCGCUGCUUUUAUAGUCUUGUUUUUUAUCACUUCCAAACUUAAAAGAAGGUGUUCUCGCUUAAAAAGCUUUCUGCUGCUGGUUGAAUACUCUGUUGCUUGUACGUUGAUAUUCACUUUUAUCCCGUUUACAAUUUACGACUUUUUUGUGAAGAUCCCUGUGUUGACACAGGUUUUUGUGGCAAUAAUUGCUGUGAUUGUAUGGGUUGGUAUUCCUUUCCUGCGCAGAAAGACAUCUUACGUCAUGAUAGUCUAUGCGUAUUCGUUUGUCAUAUAUUGGAAGGUGUUCAGAGUGGACUUGCCAGUAUUCUUUAUCAGCCACGAAGAUCACCUAUUUCACUGGCUGUUGUCUACCUCUGGAAUGUUCUUGUUCAUUUCCUCCUUCUUUACAAAUUGCAGAGGGAGGUUUGCGCAUGGAUACAAUAGGUAAGAAAAGUCGCUCAUACGAUUAGAGAAAGUAUUGCGGUCUUUUGUGGUAGGGCCUGUGUCACAAUACAGUCAACUCUCUCCAGGAUGGACACCUUUGGGACUGGCACUAAUUUUCCGUCUGAUAGAGAGUUAAAAAAAGGAAGUAAAGAAAGAAAGGGGCCGACUCUGGGUGUCUGUUUUACAGAGGUGUCCACCUUAUAGAGAUUUUACAAUUUUGAUUGUCCUUUUGGUCUCCCUUGUUGGCAGAACAAGAGGAAAGUCAUUCUACGCACUGUUCAAUUACGGCCGGCCAGAUGACACGAGCGAAAAAGUUUGGAAAGGUUCGGAUAAACGACGAAUGGCUCGCAUUUUACGAGUUAAGUUAAUUGACCCAUUCAGUUUUUAACCGUUCCGUUCUAAAAAGGUCCAUAAGCAGGUUUUGUUUCUGAACGGAACGGAUAAAAGUCGGUUCCAAACCUGCAUUUUUGUUAGUUUUAACGUCUUUACGCUCCUCAGGUCACUUCAUGACUACCUAAUUAAAUAUGCAUAUUUUGUUGAAUGCUAUUUCGAAAGGUUUGCUUCUAUCAGUGCUCCUAAAAAGUGAACUACAAAUGUGAAACGUGAUUUCAAACAACACGUGACAUUGCUUCGUCAAUGACGUCACAAAACACGUUUUCAACGGGGAAGGGUUGCAAACCUUAAUCUUAGGAAUUUUCACUAACAAAAUGUUACAUAAACAGUGUAAAUCGUAAAUCUGCCUUGUAUGAUUGCAAAUGUUAUUUAUCCUAUUAGCUAUCUCACUAAUUAAUAAGUCACGUGACCCUUUUCCCAAUAUUUACCGAUUCCUAUAUAACGUAAACACACAUACAUUGCGAAUUUUUUCAGAACCUUUUUAAUAGCCUCUGAAAUGUAUCUAAAAGAACUUGUUGCUCUUUCAUUAUCUUUUCCCCAUUUUAAAGUAAAUACUUUGACCAUCGAUUCUCAAUUAUCAGUCACGAGACAAAAAUGUGACCUUCUAAAAUGUCUAACGUUGCUAAGGCUAUUAAGCUACAUUUGUAGUUCAAUUUUCAGGAUCAUUGAUAGAAGCAAACCGUUCUGAAUAACAUUUUAUCAAAAUAUACAUAUUUAAUUAGAUAGUCCUGCCUUAAGCGGCCUGAGUCGCUCUCUUUUUGGUACUGAUCUUUUGGUUGAGGUCUCGAAUACCAAAGAGUAAGCGGCCCCCAGGAUUAGUAAUUAAAGUCAAGAUCGUGACGACUAUUCUCGUACCCGUAACAAAGCUUGUACUUCCAAACAAUCGAAAUUUGUCUUCGACUGGUAAUUGCUUCUACCAGAACCGUUCCGUCUAUUUUGACAUGUAAAAGCCAGAUCCUUUUUUACGCUCGAUAAAGAAAAAAAGAUUUUGAGAAAACUACUUGCAAAUGCCCUAUGAUUUAUUGUGAAAAAGUGUAUAAAGGUGAUGUUACACAGCUUUACACGGAACGAUUCGCAACAACGAUUUUCAGCGCAACACAGCAUUGCAAUAUUGGAACAAUGUUGCAAUCAUUUGAAACAAUGUCGCAACAACGAUGCAACGCUGUGUUGCGCUAAAAAUGCUCCUUGCGAAUCGUCUCGUGUAACAUCACCUUAAGUAUGCUAUCUGGAUAUCUGGGCUCAGAACAACAUUUGCGAACUAGCGAGACCUUAAUGUGUGGAGGAAACUAAAAUUUAUAACUUAAGAUACGUAAAAUUUCCUUGAAAAAAUAAACUUCAAUUUAUAAAACAAAAAACAAAUCAAACUAAAAACUUCUAAUACACUCAAAACGAUUAAUGGCGUCCUUGUGUUAUUUUACAAUAAAGUGUGAUGUUUCACAUUGGCAGACCUACGGACAGGAGCACAGGGUACAGAGGAGUUUCGUGUGAAUAAAUGAAUCACUUAUUUAAAGUCUCACCUUGAAAAAUGUCUAUAUCUGACGCUUAUUAGCACGAUUAAUUAGCCCAAUGGGAUCUUUAUGAAUCUACCGUAAACGAUUUCUUCGCUUCUUAUCUGACCCAGAUCGACCUUGUUGUUCGCCAUUUUGAAAAUCAGUAACCGCAAACCAUAUCCUCGCUGGCGCACGGCACGUCGCGAGGCCCUCGGUCUAUAGGAUGUGUAACGAAACUGUAACGCGAUCAAAAUAACCCAUUUUCAGAGGUUUUCGACGGGUUUUGAUGUUCUAACGACAAACACAUCUCCUCUGGACACUGUGACAGGAGGUCAGGUAAAAACAAAAGGACAAGAGCUUAACUAGCUCACACGCUGAGCUUUGCUAAAUAGUUCUUCUAUUCUACAGGUGGAGGUUACAGAAAGCGUUUUAUCACCAGAACAGUACCAGGCUAUGCGGAUGUUUAGGCAUUUGUCCUUCAUGGUUAUGCUGCUUAUGCAACUCGAAAAAUGAGACGAGGCCUCUGACCCUAGCAGAUCUGAAAGACAUGAAGCCCGAGUAUAUAUCCAACAUUGUUGUGAACCGUUGGAAGAACAACGAGAAAGACAAAAAGAACUAUGCACUGUUAACUAUGUCACCUUCUGGAAUAGAGCGAUUUGACCAGCAUGGAAAAGGACAGUUCAAAGGUAGACUGGAUCCUGGAAAAAUCGAGUUAUCAGAGGCCAUGGCGACAUCUGCGGCAGCAUUAUCGUAUCACAUGGGAAAAUAUGAAGAUUCAAUGGAAGGAUUGAUCCGUCUUUACACGAUCCUUGGACUUGAAAUGGGUGCUACGCAGAUAAGCGAUCAAGGAGAUCAGACUAAGGUAGCAUAUCAGGCAAGAGUUUUUGUGGUGAAUUUAUGUGGUUUCCUUGCAACGCGAGGGAAGUAAGGCCUUUGCGUAGAGAAGGUUUAUAGCUACGUCGAAAUUUGAGUCGGGUUUAUACGUAUAUCUGGUCUCCCUCGUUCCCAAGGGUUUUCUCUCUUGCCUCGAGAAAGAACCCUGGUUGUAGCUGGUCAAGACUACCUGUGACAAUGAACCCCUCACUAGGGUAAGGCUUAUAUAUUAUCUUUUUCUUUAGUUAUGGAACAAUCGGCAGUGAUAAAUUGCAGAACGAUGAACGCAGAACGCUGAAUGACUCUGAGUUUAGUGGCUAGCGUUAGGAAACUGAGUGAAUCAGGUUUCAUUUAGGGUCAUUAUACUGGAAAACAAUUAAUCGGAUAAAAUUAAACAGCUUUUUCGUUUUUCGCGGAUGCGCAGAAGCCAAAUUUUGGACUUCCCUUGCCUUACUUGCUGAAACCCGUUUCUAUACUUAUUUUAAUAUCCUCAUCUUUUUUCGUUUCUUAUAACCAACAGACCGUAAUAUUCUGCGGCUGGUUCACCUGCAUUGCAUUAGGUGUUCUUCGUGGAUUUCCCUUGGUCAUCCCAACAAUAUUUUAUUAUUGUGAUUAUAAAAAUUUUGAGACGGCAGUCUUUUGGGCCGUGGUGUGCUUCCUAUUUAUACACGCCUCGCUUGUUCUCACCGCAAUCUGCGAUUCUGGGUGCAAGAAAAAACCAGCCACCCAAGAUUCUAGCUCUGGACCGAAAGCACAACUAAAAGAGCUUGAACUAGGAAAUUUCCCACAAGCUGGGUCAAGUGUCAAGCAAGAUCCCGAAACACGGUGUUGUGGAAAAUACAUAAGGUGAGUGUGUGAUUACAAAGUCAGAAUGGCUUUAUACCUACCAUUCGAUAAUACAUUCUGGAUUUCACUUUCUUUCUGUAAUUUUUACUUGGGAAAAGAGUAGGCAGAUUAUCCUUAUUUACCGUAGUAUUAUUAUAAAUGGUUAUCUUCAUUCUCGAUUUUUACAGUCCCGAAGCCAUUGACAGGUCCUCAAUAUUAAUGUUUCCGGUGAUUUUUCCAACUUACUUUUUCAGCUUGUUAUUAUUAUCAUCAUCAUCACCAUUAUUAUUAGUAUUAUAAUAAUUCUUAUUAUCAUUACUAUUGUUACAGUAGUAUUAUCAUUAUAAUAACAAUUUUUUUUAUUAUCAUCUUCAAUGAAAUUGGAUUUCAUUUUUAUUUUUUAAGAACAGAAGUUAAAAGUCCUCAUUAGAAUAAUUUUUUAAUUAAAAAACAUGCAGCGGAAGGAAAAUAUGAACUGAUAGGAUUUCUGUAUCAACUUAAAAAAAAAACAUAAAACACGGGCUUCUUUCUAGGUGGCUCAAGGCGAACAUUCCUUUCGUCUACAAUUCGAGAUUGUUAUUCUCCAAGGACACCAUUGGGUCAACUCCGCCAGCAGUCCUAUUACUUAGCGACGGUGGUCAUUACGAAAAUCUCGCCAUUUUGCCACUGUUGCAGAGGAAACUGAAAAGGAUUGUUGUUGUCGACGGAGGGUAUAAAGACGAAGAGGAGGACUACGGAGACUGUAUUCUAAACGCAUUGAUGCUCGCUCGGACUGAGCUAAACUGCUCAUUUUAUGCCGAAGACGGAAAAGAUGUCAUUACAGACCUGAUACAGAUGUUUGUAAAAGGGGACGAAAAACCGCGCUAUUACAAGUAUGCAUAUCUCCUGCCUAAACAUUUUUUCCGCUUUAAAGAUCGUUAGGGUAAUCGCCUUUCUCCCUUAGUUCUCAACCGAUUUUCACCUUUCUUUUGCAUUGUCACAGUAUGUUAACUCGAAAGGCGAAGAGUCUCCCGGAAGUUAAAGAAUGGUGGUUAUGGACACUUUAGGUUCUUUUAUCUAUAUUUUCAAUUUUGUCGUGGCGAGGACCGGCAUUUUAGCAUUUUAUACCCUUUUGAACCUUUUUCUUAAAAAAUAUAACUUUGUCCCUGAAAUUUAACAAAAAAAAUCACAUAUUACGUAAGUAGUUAAUUAUUAAAAAAAAAAAAACCAUCGGCGACUAUUGGCAAGUUUGGUAAAGGAAUGAAAGGGAAUGUGAAUAAUGCAUGAAACCUAUCAGAGCUCCGUAACAUUCUGGAAAUAUUUCUCUCGUAAUUAUACAGAUUUAAAGUACACUAUGGCAAAGAAAAUUACAAUGAUCCGGACCGCGAUGGAGAAAUCAUUCUUCUUGUGCCAAGGGAACCACAGGAAAGCGCAAGCAAAGAAGAGCCCAGGGAAUUGAUUAAAGAACAGGGCAAGAAGUUAACCAACGAAAAGGCCAUGGAGUUAACCUUCUGCUGCUGCGAGUGUUGUCAUCAAAAAUCAUGUUAUGAGUUCUCCAAGUGCCUUUGUAACGCGUUCCCACAACACAGCACGGCCAAUCAGUUCUUCACACCCCGGAUGUUCGAGGCUUAUCACGAGGAAGGACGCCGGGCCUGUGAAGAGGUUAACGCUUAUGACUUUUUCAAAACAGCUUGCCCUGCGGGUGACAAGCGGGAAGUUUCGGAAGAGCCAAGUACAUCUGGUUGUCAAGACAAAGUAAAGUAA
Messenger RNA from Porites evermanni, 14691 nucleotides. The record is from the annotation of a GenBank genome assembly. NCBI's taxonomy places the organism in Eukaryota, Metazoa, Cnidaria, Anthozoa, Scleractinia, Poritidae.